CUUCACCCCCUCGUAACCCUGAGAACCCAUGUCGACUAUGCACAACUGAUGCAUAGAGCUCUUUACUGCCAUGGAUUGAAAGAGUCACUUCGCCUUCUAGCGGCCCACAAACCGCCUGCGCGGCGUACCUAUCGAACACGAACUUUCACAGGGACGAAGCCAUUCGCCCAGCGCAAGAGAGAUGACGACCUACGACAGCCAGCCGAGAUCGCCGCUGGACAGCGGUCACCGCUGCAAGCUUCUUCCAACGAAGCACCACAUUCGGAGGUGUCUGCAGCCCGUCGUACUCUAGCCGAGUUCUCCUCAGAUCAGUCUGCCACUCACGAUGGUGCGGACGAAGCUCCGACACGCUCGCCUCCUUUAGAGAAUCCCUCCGAUGCCCUUUUGCAAGACGGCUCUUUUGAUCGACUGCUUUCCAACACCGUCAACCCGUCUGCUGAAGCAGGCGAAGAACCUUCUUCCAAAGAUGACAUCGACAAAGAAGGGGUCGAGCCACAAGCGCCUGGCGGGCAUGGACGCAUUAGACAGAGUACAAGACAGAGUACAAGACAGAAAGGAUAUAUUCCUUCCGUCCAAGAAUCUUUUAGAGCUGUUCACAGGCGAGGUAAAGAUGGUCCUGUUAGGGCUCUCGAUCGAGAAAGCGCGAGCUCGCAGACCCUCGAGGACGAAUUGCGAUGGAUAGCAAGAACAAGACCAGAUCCGAGACAGAUCCAGGACGUUCUAAGAAUUCUGAUCAAGGAUCGCAAGAUCAAGCCAGAUCCGAGACAUUACGAAGCUCUGAUUUUAGCGAACUGCUCUGCGGAACUGGGUUCGGUGGACAAUGUCAAAAGCAUCAUAGAGCAAAUGGAGCGCGAAGGCGUCGCUAUAAGUCCGUCUAUACACUACGCAGUGUUGACAGUCCUAGCAGUCCACCUUGACACAUACCUCCGCACGACCAUCUUACAAAGACUUGCUCAACAAUGGGUGACCAUCCCUCCAUUGUACGUGCAACUCAACAUCGUCGCCAUGAUUCGCGAAGGCCAACUGGAACUUGCGACCGUCGAGCUUGAAGACCUGCAACAAAAAGGCACGCCCAUCGAGACAUGGGUCUGGACGAUAUACAUCCACGCCAUCUGCGACGAUCGUCACGAUUUUGACGCCCUGCUCCAGCUCUUUUACAAGCUACACGACUCCAACUUCCCCUUUCCGCGACAUACAUUGCUACAUGUCCUCCUUAUAGCGAGCAGGAAAGGCGACAACGAAGCGGCCGUGCCGCUGACCAAGUGGAUCUGGUACACCUACGUCGAGAACAUGCACAUCAUCCCGGACAAGGGAAUAUGCAUCAAUGUUUUGCACAUCGCCGCGAGAAACAAAGACAUCGACCUCGCCGAGUCUGUCGCCGUGGUUCUUGAGGAUGCGGCGGCCGGAAAAGCCACUUCAACACCCCCUAGUCUUGUCGCUCCACGUACGAAAAAGGACAGGUAUCGCUUGACGCUCGACUCGCCGGAACUGCUCGGGUUCGAGGAGUCCUCCGAAACCUGUGAAAAAUCUUCUUCUGCUUAUUCUGCCUCUACCGAUCCAGCACCACAAGCCUCCUCAGUGCUGCAGCAGCAGACCACGAUAAGCGUUCACGGUCCGGGCAGCAAAGCGCAGGGCGGACGCGUCGCUAAAGAUAAAGAUGCAGUCGACGAAGCACGAGCCGCCGCCUUCUCGACACCACCGGACUACUUGCCGCCUCCGUCUUCGCAGCCCUUGCCGCCGCGGGAACUUUCUGACCAAGCGCUUGACUUGCUUCGCUGGGUUCGACAACAAACGGCCGACACCGUGCCGCCCGAACGGAAACGAAAGAACCCUGCUGUCUUGUACAAGUUCUUCCGUGAGGAGAGCGGGCUGAGGGGUGCGAGAUUUGAUCCGAUCCUCGCACUGAAGGAAGGCUGGGAUUGGAGAAAGAAGUAAAAUGAAUAUAUCUUGACCUCUGCUACCGCCAUUCGCCAUACGGGAUAUAAUGGAAUGAAAUUGUGCCCCCUUCAAAG
Molecule: messenger RNA, 2012 nt
Organism: Exophiala xenobiotica
Lineage: Eukaryota; Fungi; Ascomycota; Eurotiomycetes; Chaetothyriales; Herpotrichiellaceae
Exons: 2
Coding region: 49-1935 (628 amino acids)
Molecular function (GO): protein binding
Source: RefSeq, a predicted model, not a curated record